Striga hermonthica is the source of this 858-nucleotide messenger RNA. Lineage: Eukaryota; Viridiplantae; Streptophyta; Magnoliopsida; Lamiales; Orobanchaceae. The record is from the annotation of a GenBank genome assembly.
AUGAAACGGCCUAACUUAAGGAGUCAGCUUAUAUCGUACCGCCGUGUUCUUCUCACGUCACUCUCUCUCACGCUAACCCCAUUCCUGACGUCACCGCCGAUCCAGAGUCGCACACACUAUGGCGAUUUGUUUUCUUUGCCGGCAUCGGAGGCCCGCGGGCUCUUUCAGAUGCCACCCGUUCGCCUCACCAAUCGGUACUAUUUGGUGAGAGCAGGGGAAUCUGAAUACGAAAGCAUCGGCGUAAUUAACACAAAUCCGGUGGCUAAAACGUCCAUGGACAAUGGGUUAUCUGAAAAAGGCAAGAAACAGAUAGUCAGGGCAGCUUUGGACUUGAAAUCAAUGGGUGCUUGUGAAAAUAACUGCUGGAUUUGGCCUUCUAUUACUCAGAGAGCUUAUCAAUCUGCCGAGAUUAUUGCAGCCGUUAAUGGCAUCAACAGAAGUAAUAUAGUGCCCGAGUACAGCUUCUUGGAUGCUCGGGGUUUGGGAGUGUAUGAAGGAAAGAAGCUCGACUCUGUCUCGGAGGUGUAUGCUUCGGAUAGCCUUUCACCGAACAUAAAGCCGCCUCCAAUAAAUGACGGGACGCCAAAUGAAAGCGUCCAGGAUGUAUUUGUUCGUGUCACACAACUCAUGUCCAUUCUCGAGACACAAUAUUCCGAGGACACUGUCAUUAUAGUUUCGCCGGAUUCCGAUAACUUAACCGUGCUACAAGCCGGUUUGGUUGGCCUUGAAUUACGAAGGCACAUGGAUCUUGCUUUCAGGCCUGGUGAAGUGAGGUUCAUUGAUGCAAGUAAUGUACCAACUUACAAGCAACCUGCUUCUGCUGUUUAUAAAUGCUUAAACCCUCCAAACUGCAAUUGA